Molecule: messenger RNA, 1103 nt
Organism: Frankliniella occidentalis (western flower thrips)
Lineage: Eukaryota; Metazoa; Arthropoda; Insecta; Thysanoptera; Thripidae
Product: charged multivesicular body protein 5
Exons: 5
Coding region: 134-814 (226 amino acids)
Biological process (GO): vesicle budding from membrane; late endosome to vacuole transport via multivesicular body sorting pathway
Cellular component (GO): multivesicular body
Source: RefSeq, a predicted model, not a curated record
UUCUGCCCGACAUCAGACGACGUUGUUAGUCAUACAAGACUAAACAACACCUUCAACAACAUUAGGCAAGAACAACGAAAAGCUUCUUUCAUUCACUUAAUUGUUUGGCUGUGACAGUCGAAGAGUUAGCAAAAUGAAUCGUCUUUUCGGGAAAGCAAAGCCCACGGAGCCACCUCCAAACUUGACGGAUUGUAUCGCUGGGGUUGACAGUCGGGCAGAAUCAAUUGACAAGAAAGUCCAACGAUUGGAGCAAGAGCUUGUUAAGUACAAGGACCAACUGAAGAAGAUGCGGGAGGGUCCUGCAAAGAACGCUGUCAAACAAAAGGCACUACGUGUUUUGAAACAGAAGAAAAUGUAUGAGACACAGUCUGAUAACCUCAGGCAACAAGCAUUCAACAUGGAACAGGCUAAUUAUGCUCACCAAUCAAUAAAAGAUACCCAAUCAACAGUUGUUGCUAUGAAAGCUGGAGUGAAAUCUAUGCAAAAAGAAUUCAAGAAAAUCAAUAUUGACGAGAUUGAGGAUAUUCAAGAUGAUAUGGCAGAUAUGCUUGAAAUGUCAGAAGAAGUACAAGAAGCAUUGGGUCGCUCAUAUGGCACACCUGAUAUUGAUGAAUCUGAGCUAGAAGCUGAGCUCGAUGCACUUGGAGAUGAGAUUGCACUAGACGAUGACACUUCAUACUUAGAUGAUGCCGUGUCAGCUCCUGCUGCUCCUGAUCGCGAACCUGGUGCAGAUAGCAUUGAUUUACGAAAUAAGGAUGGUGUUUUAGUGGAUGAAUUUGGAUUGCCAAAGAUACCAGCUUCUUUGAAAAGUUAAUGUCAAAUAAGUUUUUCGUGGAGAGACUCCUUCAAAACCAAUGUCCUUAGCCUAUUGUAAGCAUAUAUUUUCACCAUGCAAAUAAAAUUCUACUAAGUGCCUUGAGGUGUACCUUUCAUAAUGAUGUUUUUUUGUUUGAAAUUUCGUGAUUAUUUGCUUCUGCACAAUUUGUUACCUUGUUAUUACUUAAAGACCUAUUAUUUUACUCGUUGUAUUGCACAUGAAACUUAUAACAGCUUGUUUACUUCAUUUUCCUUUUAUAUAAAUAAAGCGUCUAAAACCUGUUAAA